Messenger RNA from Nilaparvata lugens (brown planthopper), 6653 nucleotides. It is a transcript of the gene Ac3, whose product is annotated as adenylate cyclase type 3. Gene Ontology annotation, cellular component: plasma membrane. Lineage: Eukaryota; Metazoa; Arthropoda; Insecta; Hemiptera; Delphacidae. Gene Ontology annotation, molecular function: adenylate cyclase activity. Gene Ontology annotation, biological process: cAMP biosynthetic process; adenylate cyclase-activating G protein-coupled receptor signaling pathway; intracellular signal transduction. The transcript has 20 exons. The record is from RefSeq and is a predicted model, not a curated record. The coding region runs from base 109 to 3183 and encodes 1024 amino acids.
GUUGUGCUGUAGUUGGCAGCGUCGCGACGACGGGGAAAGUGUUGGUCGGGCGGUUGGCAACAGUGGGGCAGGGUAGAGGGGUCAGGGGUCAGUAGUCUGUGGUGCGGCAUGGAGGCGCUGCGAGGCGACGAGGAGCGACUCUACCGCAGCUACAGCGUCAAACAGAAACGUGCCGCCCUGCAGUGCUUCCUAUGUGCGGCGAUCCUCUACGACGUGUACUGGCUGGCGGUGCGCGGGGGCCAGGACGUCCUCACCGCCGGCCUCCUCAUCCUCGCCAGCCUUCUGCUUGUGUGGCUGCGGUCAGGUCGCCGCGUGCUCUGGGACCUGGUGCCACAUCUCGCCUGGCACCUGGCCACCGUCCAGCUCCUCGUGCACCUCUUCUUCCAGAAGCACGAGGUCACCCUGCGCACCAACCUCGGCUGGGCUCUGCUCAUCGACUACCUCAUCUACCUGACACUGCCCCUUCGGCUGCGCUACUGCCUCAUCCUCUCGCUGGGCACCUGCGGCACCUACCUCGCCACCAUCGUUGGCCUCGCUAGGGACUCCGACAGCCAUCUGCCCAACCAGAUUGCGGCUGACGUGAUUCUCCUUGCGACGGCGAAUCUGCUUGGGCUGACCGCUUACUACAUCGAGGACAGACAACAGCGCACUGCCUUCCUUGAGACUCGACAAUGUCUCGAGAUGAAACUAGUCAUAGAAGAGCAAUCAGCCGAGCAAGAGCGCUUGCUGCUGAGUGUGCUGCCAGAGCAUGUUGCUGUCAAGAUGAGGCAAGACCUAGGCUCUGCGCUUGACUCGCAAUUCAAGAAAAUUUACAUGAGUCGUCACGAGAAUGUCAGUAUACUAUAUGCGGAUAUUGUUGGAUUCACAGCGAUAUCAUCUACUUAUUCUGCAUCAGAAUUAGUGAAGAUUUUAAACGAACUUUUCGCAAGGUUCGACAGAUUGUCAGAAAGAUAUCAACAGUUGCGGAUCAAGAUUCUUGGAGACUGUUACUACUGCAUAAGUGGAGCACCGAGAGAAAGACCAGACCAUGCCGUACUCAGUGUUCACAUGGGGUUGUCAAUGGUCAAAGCUAUCAAAUACGUUCAGCAAACGACGAAUUCGCCGGUGGACAUGCGGGUGGGGAUUCACACGGGGGCUGUCCUGGCUGGGGUGCUCGGACAGAGGCAGUGGCAGUUCGAUGUUUACUCCAAGGAUGUCGAGCUGGCCAACAAGAUGGAGAGCAGUGGCCUGCCAGGACGAGUUCAUAUCUCAGAGAAGACGCUGAGCUACUUGAAUGGCGAAUUCGAAGUGGAACCGGCGCUUGGUGAAAAAAGAGAGGAGAUGCUGAGAAUGGCCGGCAUAAAGACGUUCUUCAUCGUCAAAGUCCUCAAGCCGUUUCACCAACCAGGCACAGAAAAUCAAAAUGGAGCUGUGAAUGACGACUACACAGGAGAAAAAGAAGACGUAGCGGAAGCAACGCCCGUGGAUGAACAGGGUACAUCAAGGGCAAGAGAGAACUCAGAAGAUUUUAAGCGGCGAUUAAGAAAAGACCUCAUGAAUCGGGAUGGUCACAGGGAUCUCAACAAGCAUACAACAUUCUUCUCUCUCGGCUUCAAAGACAAAACAAAAGAGCGAGACUAUAAUCGAAAUAAAGAGUCAUUUUCGGGAGUCAGUUUGAUUGGUUGUCCCUUAGUUCUCUUAUUCACUUCAUCUGCUCAAUUCAUCGUCUUGCCGAGGGAUUUUCUCAGCAUCGCAUCAUAUACUGUAGGGAUGUUGCUGCUAGGGGCUCUCACAUUUAUUCCAAUGGCUGAGGCAUUUCCCACAAUCUUUCCAAGGCCAGUAGUACAAUUGAGUGAAUCACUAAAUGGAAUUCACUGGCUACGCAAACUUAUAACGGUGGUGGUCAUUGGUGUACUUGGAGUCACUAACCUCAUUGAUGUGAUCUCAUGCACGGACCCAAUCUCGCUGGAGCCUCCAUCUAACUGCACGUCAAUCGAGGACGUGAGGGCCGCGUGCCUCUACCCCUCCUACUUCUCCUACUUCAGCGUGCUGGUGCUGGUGGCUGCGGGUCUGCCCGCCCAGCUCUCACAUCUGGUCAAGACGGCGCUGCUCGCCCUUCUCUCUCUCGCCCACUGCCUUGUCAAUCUGUUCGUCAUCGGCCCUGCACUCGACUGCGAGGAGAUUGUCAAUCAUAGGGACUGGGUCAACUUGACUCCAGGAAAGUACAGUCUAUCAGCUUUAUUGGUUGCAGUCACUAUUGCUUUGUCACUGCUUGCCAGACAUAUGGAGAAAUCUUCCAGAGUUUUGUUUCUGUGGAAAAUCGAAGUGGAAGAGCAGCGAGAAAGAGCAUCAGAUAUAAGGCGAAGAAAUGAAGCCCUAGUUUACAACAUUCUACCGCAGCAUGUGGCCGCACAUUUCCUUGGAAACAGGAAACGUCAACAUGAAGAACUGUACAGUCAAAGUUAUGCCGAAGUUGGUGUGCUUUUCGCUUCCAUGCCAAAUUUUUCAGAUUUCUAUUCUGAAGAAACAGUAAACAAUCAAGGCUUGGAGUGUUUGAGGUUUCUCAACGAAGUCAUAUCAGAUUUUGAUGCGCUUCUGGAGCUUCCACAAUUUCAAGACAUUAUCAAAAUAAAAACAAUUGGUUCAACGUACAUGGCUGCGAGUGGACUGAACCCUACAAAAAAAGUGAAGCCUGAUGAUCCCAUAGAAGUGAGAUGGGCGCAUCUUGCUCUUCUUGUUGAAUUUGCUUUUGAAUUGAAAAAAGCUCUACAAAGUAUCAAUGAGCAGAGCUUCAACCAUUUUGUUUUAAAAAUGGGUAUAAAUCAUGGACCAAUCACAGCUGGAGUCAUUGGAGCAAGGAAGCCACAUUACGACAUUUGGGGAAAUUCUGUGAAUGUGGCUUCUCGAAUGGAGAGUACAGGGAAAGCUGGUUGCAUCCAGGUGACUGAAGAAACGUGCAAUAUUCUGCAGAACUUUGGCUACAUCUUCGAGCAGCGGGGCCUAGUCGCUGUGAAGGGCAAGGGCCAGUUGAUGACCUACUAUCUGGUAGGAAAAGGGCCGACGAGCUCACAGGUCUACUCGACAAUGGAGACCGUCAGGGAGGAGGAGGAAGAGGAGGAGAACACUCUCGGCGACAGGGAGGCUUUGCUUUCGGCCACAGGACCGCAGCCGGUCAUCACCACAUUGGAGAGUGACGGCCAUUAGCACCAAAAAACCCAGCAAUCAUUGGCAUGUCAACCGGAUGCAAAUCUCCACUCAAGCGAUUUUGGUUGAUCUUUAAUCCAGGAAAUCAAAUCUGAGAUACAUGGGUGAUAAGGUCAACACAUGUUGAAACACUAUGGUUGUCGAUCAGUUAGAUUUCUCUGGGGAUUAUCAUAGCUUACCAGCUUUUCAGCUGGAAAAAAUGCUUUAGUCAACUGGAUCUUCCAUAACAGUCAACGAAAAUGUUGAGUAUAAAUUAAUGCAUCCAAUGAUAAAUGCAGACGCAUUUCUUUUAACUCUUUUUCUUCAAGAAAUUAAAGUUCAAAAUUCAUGUAAUUAAUGGAUAAAAAUUGGUAUCCUUGAAUAAGAAAUUAGGUACAACUGAGAGGAAAAAAUUUAUGAAAAUUAUAUACUACAGUACUGCCAAGUUUUGAAAGCAUCCUUGACUAAAAAUCAAUACGAAUUCAGUUACUGAAAGUAAAGUUCUGCAUAAUAUGGCGACGAAGUUUUUUAUUGAAAGUGUCACAAUAAGGAAUACAGCUAUGAAAUAACCUUAUUAAUUUCAAAAUAGUAUUGAAAAUAAAAUCUAGAAAACUUACACUUGAACUGAUGAUUUAACUUGAAAAUCGUAUGUUUCAAGUUAAAUUGUUCAAAAGGAAAAUGUAUUGAAUUCCAAUUGCAAAAUUCUCAUGCUAGAGUUCCGAAACCCAAUAGUUGAAAAUCACAAGUACCGUACCGUAUAUGAAAAGAAAAUACAGUUCCAAAUAAUCCUUCUUUUUACCAAGUUGAGUGAUCAUUUCACCCUCCAACUCCAAUUAUCUCACUCGGAGGUCAAGAAAUGUGUCAAACGUGGUAUACAGUACUUGAGGGUCAGAAUAGAGGCUAUUUGGUCAAAUAUAAUAAACGAUAGAAUUUUAAUCUCCAUAUAAUCACCUCACUUGACAGUAUAUGUAGUUUUAUCACAAAUAAAAUCCAAUUACUAUUGUAGAUACUGUCUUUAUCUCCUAUCAAAUGAAUAAAUAUCAUCAGUACGAAUAUUGAGGAUGAUCAGGGUAGUCUAUUAAGUGUUUUAAAUUUUCUUGUGAUUGUCACCUAUAGUCUAUAACUUACUUCAUUUGAAACUCCACGGAGAAGCAAUAUUAAUAAUCACCUUUAACUGCAUUAUUGGAGCAUUGAAUCAUACGAUUUACCAACAAGGAUAAGAUAUAUUUUGCAAGCUUUCGAAGUUUUACAUUUCCUUGAGGAACUGAAAUUUCCUCGUAUUGUUACUUUUUCAAACUAAUUUAGUUGGUGAAUUCAACAUAUGUUUAAAUUUCAGGCUCUCAGAGCUUGCGCCAUAAACAAACUCUAUUAUCACAAGAAAAUAAACUAAGAAACAUAUUAUCAUAUAUAUUGACUGUCAACUUCUGCAUUUACUGGAAAUACAACACCCUUUUCAAAUAAUGUAAAUAAUGAUCGAUAUUCAAAACGAUGUAACUUAAUUGUAUUGUACCGUACUGUAAGUUAUAGUAAGUUAUAGUUGAUAAACUUGUAGAUAAAAUUUAGGAAAUUGUUUAGAACUAUUCAUCAAAACGACCAAGUUCAAUCAAAUUAUCCGACUAUAUAAAAUUUGCACUACAUAUUUUAUACAGUAUUAUUUCAGUAAACAUCAAUAGAGCCUAACAUUUUCAUCCUUUUUUAUCUCAGUUCGAAAAAGUUUGUGUUAGUAAUCUCAUGUGCAUACACGAUCUCAGUAGAAUAAUAGCUUUGUAGAGGUUAAUGUAAAAUUGGAAAGCAAAGAUUUAAUAAUGUUUAAAUUCAAAUAUAAAAUAUGUUAAGUAGUUUUAAGAGAAAAAACUGUGAUGUUAAACCCUAACUUAUUAGGAAUGAAUGACUAAGAAUGUAUAGAUGAUGAGUGCUAUGUGCCCUCACAGUAUUAUAAAUAGUAAAUUGAAAUAAUCUAUUUUACAAUUUUCAUUUUAAUAUUCAGUAAACAAUAUUUAUUAAUGAUAAUUAUAUUUAAAAACUGUUACAAUGUUUUCAAAUCCAAUGAGAUGAUAGUUCUGAGAUAAAUAAAGAAUUGUAAUAUAAAGUCUCAUCUAGGAAAAAUAUGCAUUUAUGGAUCACUAAAUCAUAUAAAAUUAUUGCAGUUGGUGCUUUUGUAAGAUGAAUUAUGAUGAUUUUCAUUUUCAAUCAUUAUGUUCAGCUUAAUUUCUAAUCAAUGUCAACUUAAUUUUACGAGUGUGAGUGAUCUUUUCUGAAUGACGUGAGUGAAGUGAGACUGAACGAGAAAAUGAUUUAAUAACAAUGAUGAAGAGAGUGGAAGAAAAAUAAAAUAGGUCAUAAUCUCUCCAGGACUUCUAGUCAAAUAACAAAGGUUAAAGUGAUUGAUUGAUUAUUUUCAAUAAUUCAAUUGACCACAUAGUAUAAAAAGUUAUAGUUUUCUAGUUCAUUCAAGCUUAAAGAUCUUGAUGUAGUAUUUAGUGGCAUAAUGAAGACGGUAAUAUUUAUUUCAGUUUGCAUGUAACUCCAUGUCUGCAGAAUUUAUUUCUGAACCAUAUCUCAUUGAAAUUUAGAAGGAUCAGGAAAUAAUGGAUCUUAAAAUGAAUUGGAAGCGUAUCUCUCAAGUCAAUAUUUUUCAAUGUGGAUAUUACUGAUUGCAUAACAAUUUUUCAAUAAUAGUCAAUUUUUCGACUAUGAAACGUCUAGAAGAAAAUGUCCAUUGUAAGAGCAUCUGCAUGAACUGCUGACAAUGCUUAUUACAUUGGAAAAAGGUUAAUAUUUCUCCGUCUCCGUGAACAUAAGAAUGAAUUGUUUGCCAGCUACAUAUCAUGUGCCAGAAGCUACAGGAAAAUAUGAAAUGCCAUUCGGAUAGUAGAAGUUUGUAGUUUUGAGUUUGGAGUAGGUUCACAUAAUAUAAUUAUUACAUUCGAGAAUGUUUUGAAACGUGAUAUGCAAGUUAUCUGGAUUGAGCCAAGAUGUCUAUUUCUCUAAAAGCUGCGGGAGUUCAAUCACUGAGAUACCGAAUUAUAAUUAUUGCAAGACGAAAAAUGUUUGGAUUUGCUUCAUAGGUUUGACGACAGGACCAUUCUUAUGGCUACUAUAAAUUCAGUACCACAACAUUUUUACCAUUGGUUGCAUGUGAAAUAGUUACCAAAAUAUAACGUAACCAAGAAAUAGAUAAUAAAUGUACUUAAAUCUAUCGAAUAUUGCUAAAAAAUAUUGAAAUAGAUUAAUGGAAUAAUAUCAGAGAGAUUGAUUAAACAAUGAUGUAGCUUAUUCCAAAAGUUAGGUAAAAUGAAAUUUGUCUAUUAAAACAUAUAUUGUAUAACUUAAAUUCCUGAAUGAAUAAAUAUUUCUUAACUAGCAGAGCUUGAUAUUUUAUGUUUUUAAAGAUUGAUUCAUUAUGUUCAAUUGUUUUUAUUAAUUUUGAAAGAUGUCGAAUAAAAGAUUGUAUGAAACUUGAUGAAAAUAUAUUGGAUAAGAUUCUUCAA